This is a messenger RNA of Larimichthys crocea (large yellow croaker), 2058 nucleotides long. RefSeq names its product insulin. The transcript is spliced from 4 exons. NCBI's taxonomy places the organism in Eukaryota, Metazoa, Chordata, Actinopteri, Sciaenidae. Gene Ontology annotation, cellular component: extracellular region. Bases 1161 to 1469 code for a protein of 102 amino acids. Gene Ontology annotation, molecular function: hormone activity. The record is from RefSeq and is a predicted model, not a curated record.
AUUCUGCCUCACCCCAACAAGCAUCAACCUCCUCCUCUCCAUCACAAAAUCACCCCGUCCAUCUCCUCCAUUAACUCUACAGGUAAGUUCUUCCUUUGCUGCACCUCCAUCUCCUCCUCUUCUCCUCCGUCUGCUCCUUAUUUUUUCUGGAAGUUAAACCCGACACACGCUGAGGAGCAACACAACCUCGGCCUACUCCGGAGGCCCGCCUCGACACCGACCCCCACUACUGCAGCACACCCGCAGAGGAAGCGCCGCAGUCGGUGCGAGAGGAGGCAGAAGACCGGACUGCGCCAUCCAGCUCCACCAGAUAACAUGCUACCGAGCAGGAGGGAGUCUUCUGCCAUCCUGCUGGUUGCAGUCUACAUCCCUCCCAGCUGUAACAACAAUGAUAGAGACAAGGCACUGAGUGAACUGCACAGCUCCAUCAGUGACCAGCAGACUGCCCAUCCAGAGGGACUUCUCAUUGUGGCUGGAGAUUUCACCCAUGCAUAUCUCAAAACAGGGUUUCCUCAUGUGUACCAAUAGACUGGACCAGGUAUACACAACUCUGAGAGGAGCAUACAAGGCCUCACCCUCUCCCCCAUCUCAGCGCUUCAGACCACAUCACUGUGAUGCUAAUGCCAGCACACAGACCAAAGGUCAAAGUCACCAGACCGGUCCAGAAGCAGGUACGGGUGUGGCCAGAGGGUGCCACCUCAGCACUCCACAGACUGGGACAUGUUUAAGCAAGCAGCCACCUACAACCGCCAGAUCAACAUACAGGAAUAUUCAGACACUCUCACUGCCUACAUCAGCAAAUACAUUGAUUAUGUCAUAGACACCAAGACCAUCACGGUACGGGCCAACCAGAAACCAUGGCUGACGGGGGGGUUACUGACAGCCCGGAACGCUGCUUUCAGAGCAGGUGAUGAGGCUGGUUUGAGAUCAGCAAGAGCCAACCUGUCCCGUGGCAUCAGACUUGCAAAGAGGCAGUACAGCAGCAGGAUAACCCACCACUUCACCGACAGCAGAGACACAAGGAGCCUGUGGCAGGCGUUACAGACCAUCACGGACUAUAAACCUCGCAGGUCUAUAGUCCGUGAUUGUCUGUCUUCCUCCUCUCUUUCUCUUUCCUGUUCACCUCCUGUCCUUCAUCCUCAAGUUCACUCUCCUCCAGCAUGGCAGCUCUGUGGCUCCAGUCUUUCUCUCUGCUGGUCUUACUGAUCAUAUCGUGGCCGGGUUCCCAGGCCGCCAUUGCCCCACAACAAAUAUGUGGCUCUGACCUGGUUGACGCCCUCAUGCUGGUCUGUGGACCCAGAGGCUUCUCCUUCACCACUAAGAAAAACGUCGACCCUGUGCUGGGUUCCCUUCCUCCAAAGGCAGGCGGCGCUGAAGUGGCAAGCGGAAGAUCGGCGAAGCAGAACAUCGUAGAGCAGUGCUGCCACAGGGCCUGCAACCUCUUCGACGUGGAGAGCUACUGCAAUUGAGCGGUGCUCAGGCCUGGCUUCUGUUAACCUUGCCUAGCUUAGACCAGACACUCAUUGGAAACUAACAGCAAAGUAAAUAUUGGUAUUCAGUGCUCUCUGGAUAACUCAUUUAACUCACUGAUUUGUAAAUCUUUAUGUUACUGUGAGAUCACUUAGAGUACAAGAAUUUUUAACAUGAUGGUGAUUCACACACACAGCUGUGUUUUUCACUCAUUUGCCACGAGGGGGCAACAACCCUCCUCUGAAGAAUGAAGCAAAAAGUGGAAGAACAAAACAGACAUGAGAUUUGUACUUCAUUCAUAGUGUUUUGUGUGUGUGUGUGUGUGUGUGUGAGAGAGAGAUUCUGUAUUCUUCUCUUACAUACAUCUCUAAUGUUAGUGGCUGGACUCGAAGCGCGCAUAACAGAUAUUAAUAUUAAAACACAUAAACCUUUACAUCAUACGCAAUAUAACCAACUGAAAUGUAACUACCGUGUGCACCUCUUGGACCACAUGCAGAAUAAACGUUACAAUAGGUCUGCAGGUCUUCUCUCUGCAUCUCUGCUCUCUCUUCUACCUACAAUUACCGUCUGUAUUAAACAAUAUAAGCA